AUGGAGAAACAACCAGACUGGGCCGAGAGGUACCAGCUGCCGCCAUCGCCGUCGGUCUCGGUGCCGCCGCCACCGCCGCCCUACAGCCCGUACAACCCCGCGUCCCUGGCUCCGCUCCCGCCUCCGCCGCCGCAGCAUCCACACCCGGUCCGGCCGCUCCGGCCCGCGCGCUCAGCGACCAAUCUCUCCGGCGCGCACCCCCGCGAGCGCUCCGGCUUCGUCGACAGCGCCGGCAACCUGCAGGUCGACUUUGUCGUCGACCCGCUGCCCCGCCAGGGAUCCGGAUCCCUGAGUCCCCAGCCGGCCGCCGAGAUCAGGCGUGUCAAGAGCUCGUCGGCCUUGUCGGCCACCUUGGACCAGGACCAGAAGCCCAAGGAUCAGUCGAAAUGGAAGGCUGCUCUCGGCGAGGCUCAGUACUUUGCGGGAGGACUCAUCAGCCACCCUGCCGAGUCGAACAAGCACUUCACCAUCAUCCGCCACUCGCAUGCCUUGGUCUGGUACCGCGGCCCAGCGACCUCCGUGCCCAUCACUAUUCUCUCCGAUGCCCCACUGCCUCCCACUAGGACAAUAUGGCUGCAGCAGAAGGGCUUCUCGGGCAAUGUGGGCAUGUCUAUCAAAGCCCUCAUGGGUACCACGGGAGGCUGGAUUAACGUCACCCCGGCCACCAAGGCUGCGCCAGAGCACAUCCCGGAGAACGACGAACGUGGAAUCCAGAGGGAUCUGAAGCGAUUCUUCAAGAAGGUUUCAGGGAAGGCGAGGAAGCACGUUAUCAGAGAGACUCACAUUGUGCGUAUCCCCGCUGCAGCUACGGACGGAUACUUCCGCCUCGUCCUCAGUGAUGGCGACGAAGGCAAAAAGGCCCUCUGCGGAAGCCCCGUGUUCCGAAUCGCGAGCACUUCGACAGAUGUCAGCGCCGUCCGCGGUUCGAGCAUUAGCACCCUGCCCUUGGAAUUCGGCGUCAAGGUCGCCACUACCAUUGGGCAGCAGGUUGUGAAGAAAUACACUGGCGUUGCGGGAGCCGUGGUUCAAAGCGGCGCAAAGAGAUUCGUCCCGAAGGAGACCAUCAGGAAAGUUGCCCGCACGGCAUACAAAAAUUCUGGAAUCGGCGAGAAAGUCAACGAGAGUUGGCAGAAUGGCAAGGCAGGCCGGUACGACCCCAUCAUUGAUGGUGCAAUGUUCGAUGGGCCGCUCUCCGUCGUCGGUCCCGAGACUGGCCCCGAGGCACCGUUCCCGUUCAAGUUUUCAGGAAAGGUCGUUCGUGGAACAGGAAUCUCGGUCAGAAAUCUCGGCAUACCGACGGCCAAUUUGAGCGAGGUGCCGGAUGAUAUCAAGAUGCGCAUGUCUGGAGUCUUUGUGGCAUGGGCGUGUAUCCAACCGAAGCCGGGCCUGGAGGAAAUUGCCGGCGACUGGUACGAGGCGCUCGUGACGAUUGCGCCUCUGAGAAACGCGAUUCCUGGAGUUGUGAAGAAGAACGGGGUCGCCGUGCACAUCAUCAAUGACUUUGAAGACGUAGCGUUCUUCGACGCGAGGCUGAAGGUCAUCCUGAUGGGAUACCUACACCCUUAUACGCCAGAUCUUUCGGACGAGCUUGUCAUCGAGGAGCAUGGCCAGGAUGUGAUGACGACGCUGGCCAGCUUGGGCCGUGAGAACUGGGAGCCGCAGGAGGCAGUUGCGAGCGUGCAGAUCAUGAAGAGCGAGAGGAGCUUCUCGGACCGGCUGGGUGACGUGACGGGCAAGGUCCAGAACCAGGUAGAUAGGCUUCCGGUUCACUGGGCCGGUGUCAGGUCUGAAUCGGGCCUGGCGAGGGAUCAAGCUUAUGGGACCGGCGGUCUUUGGAUUCCUCGGUGACGAGGCAUCUUGGAGUGUUUGUCCAGCUGCCAGAAUUUGACUGAAUGUGAGGAUGAGCAACUUGACAUAAUUGCUGACCACUGAAAGCGAGAUGGAGUGUGGUCUUGGAUUAAUAGUAAAAAGUUUGUAUAAUUAGUAUUUAAUAAUAGACCAUGAUAGAUGUCCGACCCUUCAGAUAGUUAAACCCAGC
Molecule: messenger RNA, 2038 nt
Organism: Ilyonectria robusta
Lineage: Eukaryota; Fungi; Ascomycota; Sordariomycetes; Hypocreales; Nectriaceae
Exons: 2
Coding region: 1-1848 (615 amino acids)
Biological process (GO): FMN biosynthetic process; riboflavin biosynthetic process
Cellular component (GO): mitochondrion
Molecular function (GO): riboflavin kinase activity
Source: RefSeq, a predicted model, not a curated record